Helianthus annuus (common sunflower) is the source of this 1968-nucleotide messenger RNA. RefSeq names its product (R)-mandelonitrile lyase-like. Gene Ontology annotation, molecular function: flavin adenine dinucleotide binding; oxidoreductase activity, acting on CH-OH group of donors. The transcript has 3 exons. Bases 120 to 1793 code for a protein of 557 amino acids. The record is from RefSeq and is a predicted model, not a curated record. Lineage: Eukaryota; Viridiplantae; Streptophyta; Magnoliopsida; Asterales; Asteraceae.
UUUUUUUAUUCUCACUUCGUUACCAUAUAGCCUCAUAUCCCCCUUGAAAAAGUAGAACAAUCAAUUAUGCUUAUUAUCUUUUAGAGAAAGACUGCCAACAUUUUCUCUACGAUACUACAAUGAAGAACUUUCAAGUAAUGUUGCAUAAUGUUUCUCUCAUUUUCCUUCUAGUCUGCUUUGGGCUACAAGGGAAAGUAGAAUGCUUUUUUGGUCACGAUUCUCCUCCAGAAUCAAAUUACCAUCAAUUUACACACGAAGCCACGGAUUUCUCUCCUGCAAAAGCAUACGAUUAUAUCAUCAUCGGAGGAGGGACUGCUGGUUGCCCCUUAGCUGCCACUUUAUCUGAAUCCUAUUCCGUCCUGCUACUUGAGAGGGGUGGUAGCUUUAAUACGAGCGAUUUUCAUGAAAACAAUAUCUAUCGGACUCUCCUAUCGGCAAAUGAUCAUGAUUCGGCGACUGAAGGUUUUGUUUCUGAAGACGGAGUACUGAACGCAAGGGCGAGGGUUUUGGGAGGCGGUAGCAUGAUAAACUUUGGGUUUUAUUCGAGAGCGGAUGACUACUUUUAUGAUAAUUCUGGUAUUGAAUUGGAUAAGGGUUCUGUCCAAAGAGCGUACGAGUGGGUCGAAAAAAGCAUUGUUACUCGUCCAACACGUUUUAAUAAGUUGCAAACUUCUUUUUUAAAUGCGUUACUCGAAUCAGAAGUUCAUCCUAAUAACGGGUUCACUUUUGACCACAUCCAAGGAACUAAGGUGGGUGGUUCAACAUUCGAUAAUUCAGGGACACGACAUGGGGCGGUUGAGCUUCUUAACAAUGCCAUGUCUGAAAAUAUAGAUGUGUUGGUUCAUGCGACGGUUGACCGGAUCAUCUUCUCCACCUCUGAUCCUUUAGCUGCGGUUGGCGUUGCAUACCAUGAUUCAAAUGGAAAAUAUCAUGAAGUUCAUGUAAGAACAAAUGGAGAGAUAAUUUUGAGUGCCGGUGCUCUCGGAAGCCCACAACUUUUGCUGCUAAGUGGAAUCGGGCCAAGUUCAUACCUUUCGUCUCUAAAUAUACCUGUUGUUCGGGACCAUCCUUUCAUUGGCCAGUUUAUGGCUGAUCAUCAACGUACUGGAGUAAAUAUCUUACUUCCAGAUGAAUUAACAGAUGCAGGACUUCGUGUGGUUGGGAUUACUGAAAGUGGACAGUAUAUUGAAUCUGUUUCAGUCCCCCCAAACACACCUCUCAUGAGUUUCAUACCUUCUGUGGGUUCGGUGUCAUCUGUAAACUCAAGUGUGCAGAUUAUUGCUGGAAAGGUUAGUAGGCCAAUAUCAAGUGGUUCACUGCAUCUCUUAUCGGCGUCCAAUGUAACUGUUAGCCCAAGCGUUCGUUUUAAUUACUUCAAUCGCACUGAAGACGUACUUCAAUGCUGGAAUGCAAUGGAAGUUAUUAUAAAAAUGUUGGAAACUCCAACCAUGGAAGAAUACAAAUUUAGUGACUCUGCUGGUGUCCAUAGUUUUAGAUUUAUUGGGAAGUCGUUGCCUGAUGAUAAAUCUGAUUAUGAGGCCAUUGCGAGUUUCUGUCGUGCAACUUUGGCCACAAUUUGGCAUAUCCAUGGUGGAUGCUUGCCUAACAAGGUGGUAGAUAGCCAUUUGAAAGUCAUUGGGGUAGAUUCUUUACGAGUCGUCGACGCUUCAACAUUUUUCAACGCACCGGGAACAAAUCCUCAGGCAACAACUAUGAUGUUGGGAAGGUAUAUUGGUGUGAAAAUUCUUCAGGAAAGAGCAGCCGUCACGGAUCAAAAGACGGAGUUAAAAUAAUUUGUUUAUUUUAUUUGAAUAUCAAAUGGUUAGAAAGUGUUUUUUAAUUAGGACCCAAAAGCUUGAUUUCCAUGUUAUUUUAUCAUAGAUGAUAAGAUCAUGUAAACUGUUGUUCGUUUGUCAACUUUCAAUAAACUAAAAAAGUCGUCGUGGGAUUGUCCACCCACAAAACUCA